Messenger RNA from Trichechus manatus latirostris (Florida manatee), 2705 nucleotides. RefSeq names its product cytidine/uridine monophosphate kinase 2 (gene CMPK2). The record is from RefSeq and is a predicted model, not a curated record. Gene Ontology annotation, biological process: dTDP biosynthetic process; dUDP biosynthetic process; dTTP biosynthetic process. Gene Ontology annotation, cellular component: cytoplasm; mitochondrion. Gene Ontology annotation, molecular function: dTMP kinase activity; nucleoside diphosphate kinase activity. Lineage: Eukaryota; Metazoa; Chordata; Mammalia; Sirenia; Trichechidae. The coding region runs from base 1 to 1362 and encodes 453 amino acids. The transcript has 5 exons.
AUGGCCUUCGCCAGCCGCCCGCCCACCCAGCUCCUGCUCGGGCGACUCACCAGGCAGUUGCGCCCGCGGCGUGGGGCCUGCGCGCGGACCAUGGUUCCCGACCGCUGCUUCGCCCUGGAGCUCCCCGACUGCACUUUGGCUCACUUCACUCUUCGCGCCGACGCCCCUGGCGAUCCUCAAGGAGCCCGCUGGGAUCCGCGCCUGGCAGCGAUUCUGGGCUCCCCGGGACGCAAUUACUCCCUCUGCUUGCCGGUGGCGCCUGACGCCGGCUACGGGGCCCGGGUCCGGGCUGCCAAGCUGCACCAGCGGCUGCUGCAUCAGCUGCGUCGCGGCCCGUUCCAGCAGUGCCAGCUGCGGAGGCUGCUCUCCUACUGCCCCGGCGGCCAGCCUGGGAGCGCGCAGCACGGCUUCCUGCUCCACGACCCCUGGGACUGCCUGGAAACCAGGCGCGCUCUGGUUGAGCUGCUGCGAGCGUGCGAGGAGAGCCCGCACCCGCACCUGGGGGAGUUUGAGACCGACCCUCACGGCCAGCUGUGGCAGCGGCUGUGGGCGCUGCAGGACGGCCAACAGGUGGAGGUGGGCUCCGCGCUGGUGAUGCCCACUCAGGAGCCCCCGCUGCACCCCGUUUUGCCUGACCUGCCCAGCUCCGUGGUUUUCCCCAGCCGGGAAGCAGCCCGGGCAGUGUUGGAGGCGUGCACAUCCUUUAUUCCUGAAGUCCAAGCGGUGCUUGACCUGGUCGACCAAUGCCCAAAGCAGGUCCAGAAAGGAAAGUUCCCAGUUAUUGUCAUAGAAGGACUGGAUGCCACGGGUAAAACCACAGUGACCCAGUCUGUUUCGGAUUCACUGAAGGCUGUCCUCUUAAAGUCACCUCCUUCUUGUGUUGCCCAGUGGAGGAAAAUCUUUGAUGAUGAACCAACUAUCAUAAGAAGAGCUUUUUACUCUUUGGGCAAUUAUAUUGUGGCUUCUGAAAUAGCUAAAGAAUCUACCCAGUCUCCUGUGGUUGUAGACAGGUACUGGCACAGCACAGCCACUUACGCCUUAGCCACUGAGAUAAGUGGUGGUCUCCAGCACCUGCCCCCAGCCCAUCACCAUAUAUACCAGUGGCCAAAGGACCUGCUCAAGCCAGACUUGGUCCUGCUGCUCACCGUGAGUCCUGAGGAGAGAAUGCGGAGGAUCGCAGGCCGGGGGAUGGAGAAGACCAGAGAAGAAGUUGAACUUGAGGCCAACAAUGUAUUUCGUCAAAAGGUAGAAGUGUCCUACCAGCGGAUGGAGAACCCCAGCUGCCAUGUGGUUGAUGCCAGCCCUUCUAGAGAGAAGGUCCUCCAGACUGUUUUAAGUCUAAUUAGAAAUAAUUGUAAUUAAUUGUAGUUACUCCUGGCAGGUGACGCAUUUUAUUAGAUUCGAUAUUGUUUGACAUAUCUAAACCCACAACUUCUUGUACAGUUUUCCCAGAUUUCUUUUGUAUUAGCAUGUCAUGUGGCAGAAAAUUAGACAUAGGACAUUUUAAUUUUACCUAAACCGUUGUACUGUCUUCUGAGUGAUAGAUGCAUCAAUUUAAGAUGGGUUGUAUUCCCUUGAGACAGAGGUGGUUUCUUUUCUGCCUGGUAUGUUAAACCUGUUCUUGGAACAUAUUUCUAACUACAUCACUACCAAAUCCCCUUGAAGAUUUGCCGUAUUCAGAAAGCAUCAGGUGUGCAGCAAAAUCUUCUAUUUCAACUGGAAACCCUUCCACUCUCUCCCACUUCCACACCCUGGCAAGCUGGUGAUAUUUUAAUGUGACCCAUGUUGCCUUCUGUCAGAUAUGUUUGCACUUUGUCACUGUGGGCUAGCUGUAUCUCCAUCAGACCCAAUUCCUAUAGCCAAGCAUUUCCACAGAAUGUGUUCAAGUGCCCUGACUGUUGAAAGACACCUUCUAUGGAGCCAUCUUCUGUCUGAGGCUUAGAACCCUUUAGAGCGUCCCCUGGGUUAGCACUUUAAAGUUGAAUAUAGAGACAUAAAACACAAAAUGCUCUACGUACAAAUACAACAGCUUUCUGUGAAUUAUAUUUUGCCUAUUUCUAUUCCUUCCCUUUCUUCUGUAAAUAUGGCUCUGAAUAUAAUAAGCUUUUUGCAUCAAACUGGAUGCAUUUAACUUAGCUGAUCCAGCAGUUUAUUGAUAUUGAUGUUUAUUGUUCAUGGACUAUGAUUCACUAAUUAAAACUGAAGCCAAGAAGCUUUGUAUUUUUAUUACACAAACUUAAUUUAUCUUGAUAAAUAAGCACAGUGGAUCCUGGAAUGUUGUCUAUCAGUAAAUUUUCUUGCACUUGACUAUCUUAUGAUUACAUGUGGAAUCAGUUUGAGAUCUAUGUACAUAGGGUUUUUUGUUUUUUGUUUUUGGAGGAAGGGGAGAACCUUAAUAGCUAUCUGGCCUUGGGUGAGUCAUUUAGCACCUACAGGUCAGGUUAUUUGAACUAAAAACUGGUAAUAACUCUUUAUUUGCCUUAAGGAGUUGGCUGAGCCAGGUGAUUACCUAAAAUCCCUUCCAGUUCUAAGAUAUACCAAUCUAUAAAGUAUUUUUUAUCCUGCUUACUAUUUCUUAAGAAAACAUUCCCAAAAAAUAAUUAAAUUUAAGGCCUUAUCAGCUUUACCAUUGUCUUAGAUAUCUAGUGCUGCUAUAACAGAAAUACCACAAGUGGAUGGCUUUAACAAAGAAAUUUGUUCUCUGA